Molecule: messenger RNA, 4465 nt
Organism: Truncatella angustata
Lineage: Eukaryota; Fungi; Ascomycota; Sordariomycetes; Amphisphaeriales; Sporocadaceae
Product: CHAT domain-containing protein
Exons: 1
Coding region: 70-4215 (1381 amino acids)
Molecular function (GO): protein binding
Source: RefSeq, a predicted model, not a curated record
ACUGCGUAUAGCCAUCACCCCUCGUUUUGAUCACUUACCAGCAGCAGUUGUGCUGUAUUGAACACCCAAAUGCCGCACACUGCACCUGAAAGCUGCGACGACCGCGGAAUGGAUUUACAGGGGUCUGAAGAUGUUAGCGAAAGGCAACUAGUAUCUAAUUCGGUUCAAGUGUAUAUGCAUCGAGAGCAGAGCAGGGGUGAUAAUUCUGAGCCCAGUGAUCUGUCAGCGUCUCAGCUCCACGACCAAGCAAUCAUACAUUUUCGGGAUUACGAACGCAAGCAUGAGGUUUUUUACUUGGACAGAUCGGUGGAGAAAUUGAAACGCGCUCUGGAUGUCGCAAACAGAAAUCCAAAGGGCAGCCGCCCCAGCCAAGAGCUCAUCGCGAUCAACCACGACUUGAUCAGGAUGUUUGCGAACCGAUACAUGCAUACACGGAAUGAGGCAGACCUACAAGCUGGGAUCAGCGCAGGCUAUAAUCUUGUCGGGAUUCUUCCUGUCAAUGAUUCUACAAGAGAACAGUUCCUAGCUACAAUUGGAUACCUUCAUGGUCUACGUUAUACUAGAACCGGCAACAAAGAUGACCUUGACGGAGCUAUUACUGGCGCCCAGAUCACUCUCCGGGACUCCCCCUUGGACUCGCUGGAUCAUCAAGACAUGCGUUUGAACUUAGCAGGUUGGCUUUUGGACAGGUAUCAUGACACUGUCUCGCGAAACCCGGAUGAUCUGAAUGGGGCCAUUGAAGGGGCUAGCCUUGCCACGCGAGUUUUGCGGCAUCAUGAUCCAAGCCAACAAAAAAGGGCGGUUGCACUUUUGAUCUUAGCUUCGGCCCUGUAUGCCAGAUUUGAGGGAAACGAAGAUGCUGGUGCUAUCAACAAGGCCAUAGAAACAUUGCAGGAGGCUUUGCUCGUUAUUCCUGGAAGUCACCAACUGAGACCACAAAAGAUGAUGGAUCUGGGCACAUUUCGUGGCCAUCGUUUUCUAUGUUCAGGAAACAUUGAUGAUAUUCAGAAUGUGAUUCACUCUAUUGCAGAGGCACAGGAACUAAUUGAACCCGUUGGUGGUGAUGCAUUUGCGAACACUCUGGAUCGGCUGGAGCGUUGGGCCAUGCCGCGAUACGUGACCACUGGCAUGGCAAGCACCCUAGAUCGUUUUCUCCUUCUCACUGAGGAAGCAGCUAGGCAAUAUCCGAACCAUCCUACCGUUCUCUACCAUUUGGCCAAGCAUCUGCUUCUGCGGUCUGAUAGAACCGAUUCGAAAGAAGACAUCGACCUCGCCGUGGAAACUCUCAAACCGUUGCUGACUAUUACAAACCAAAGCUUGUAUCAACUAGAGAAGGUUCUGUGCACUCUGACCAACGCGCUGUCCCGGAGAUUUUCCUAUAGUCAAAACUUAAUAGACGUCGACGAGGCUAUCCUUUUAGCAAUGCAAGCAUUGGAGCUGCCCGCUACAAGCAAUACCACUCGCAUGUCAACGAAGCUGGUUCUCUGCACAAGCCUGAUCUCGCGGUUUGAGGCAACCAAGGACAAGAAAAAUCUUGAUGAAGCGGUCGAACUCGUGAAAGCGUUGGUAGAGAGCGUCCCUCCUAAUUAUCUAGAUCGACCUACCAUGCUCAGUGUAUACGGAGAGGUUCUGGUCUCACGAUAUGAAACCUACAGAAACCCAGCCGAUAUCGAUCUAGGUAUUAGUCUCCAGGAAGAAGCCGUGUCCUUGGUCUCUGAAGACGAUAUUCGCCGCCCAAAAAUAGCCUCAUGUCUUGGAGUAUUACUUCGCCGCCGGUUUGAACGGUCUGACAACAUCGAGGACUUGAAUCUCGCUAUAGAUAUGAUGGCAUUUGCCGUGAAUUAUGGACCGCCUAUUAUGCAUUAUCGAUCCAAAAUGCAGAUUAAUUUAGGAGUCUUUCUCAAUUUACGAUAUUUUAGAGUCGGCGCCCUCGAAGAUGCAAACCGAGCUAUCGAAAUAACUGAGUCUAUCCUAAACAAAGGCGAAUUGUCUGACUCUUCCUUAGCACGUUGCUUGACACACCUUGCCAGUACAUACACUAACCGUUUCCUCCGUCUGAAGGUCAAGGAUGAUGUGGAUAUGGCAAUUGGGCUUAUGCAGCGCGCAGUUGAUGAGACCCCGGAUGGAUGUGAGAACUAUGUUCGAUUCUCAGUGAGCCUAGGGCAGCUAUUGAUCCGGCGAAGCCUUCUCGAAACGAACAACCGCCAAAAAGAUGACAUUGAUGAGGGCAUCGAACACUUAGCCCGUUGGCUUAAAGUCAUGCCCGAGGACGAUCCUGGGCUGUUACAAGCUAAAAUUGAUUUAGGUAACAGCCUCCGUCGUCGGUUUCAUUUGGCGUAUAAUACCAGCGACAUAGACGAUUCGAUUGAAAUACUUUCAGAUGCUUCAACGAACCUAGAAAACGAUCAUACACUACGAGCGGAUAUGUUUCUUGCGCUCGGGAAAUCCCUGGAGUCCCGCCAGCAACAUACCAAAGACACGACGCAGCAAGACCGAAAAGAGGCCGUAGAAGCCUUCUCUGAGUGUUUCAAUAGUCCCAAAGGACUUCCAAGACUCCGCAUCGCUGGAGCGGACCUCGCUGCUACCAUUCUAGAGUCUUGGGGCAGGUGGGAGGAAGCAUUAAAUCUCUUGAAGGGAGCACUGGACUUAUUUGUCAUAACAAGUCCGAGAUUGCUCUCACGGCCCGAUCAGCAGAACCAGCUCAAGGAAUUUGGGGGCAUCACCAGCAGAGCGACUUCAGUAGCACUCAAUGCGGGUCUUCCACAGUAUGAAGCCUUGAGAUUGUUAGAGGUCGGUCGGGGGGUUAUGGCAAGUCUCGCGCUAGAGCGUCGUGUAGAUGUCACAAUGCUUGAUCCUGGUAUUGCGUCCAAGUUUGAAAGGGCUCGAACAAAAUUAGAGACAUCUCAAAGACUUGCGCAUGCAGUCGUCGAUGAUGAUCUCGCUUGCUGGGUCAGACAAUCUCGGGACCGUUUUGACGCUGAGAAGGACCUGCAGGAGAUCGUAACUUAUAUUCGUUCACGUCCAGAAACGAAAGGCUUCCUCGAUGUUCCGUCUCUGGGGGAUGUAACCAAAGUUAUUAACGAUGAUACCAUCGUGGUAUUGAACGAAAGCCAAAGUGGCUGCGAUGCCUUCCUACUCGAUAGAAUCCACGGCGUUAGAGUCGUGACCCUACAUAAGUUGAUACAACCAGAUGUCAAAUAUUGGGUCGAUAAGCUCCGGUCUGAACGGCCUCGCAUCAACCCCCUUAUGCUUGAAUGGCUGUGGGCCGCAGUUGCGGAGCCUGUGCUGGAGGCAUUGGGGUUCAAGUAUCAGCCGUCGCGAACUAGGUUACCUCGGGUGUGGUGGAUUAUGGUUGGCAUGAUGAGCCACCUUCCGAUUCAUGCCGCGGGAAUACAUAGCAACCCUACGAAAACAACGUUACGAUGCGUGGUAUCGGCAUACGCUGCGUCGUUGCGGGCAUUUGUUGUUUCGCGGACGCAUAGCUCCCAAGUAGACCUACGUGCGCAACAUAAAGCCGUCCUAGUGGGGAUGCCCACGACUCCUGGGUACGGAAGCCUGCCUUUCGCCACGGAAGAAAUACGAAAGCUGAAAGACAUUUGUCCACGGCUGGGCCUCAAGCCAGUGGAACUCGAGCGGCCUUCUAAAGUGGACGUGAUGUCACACUUGGCAGAUUGCUCGAUAUUCCAUUUUGCUGGACAUGGCCUCUCCAAUCCACUGGAUCCAUCAGAAAGUGGUCUUAUGCUGGAGGACGGACUUUUAACUGUGACUGAUCUUCAGGAUAAGUGUUACAGAAAUCAUGGUCCUUUCCUAGGUUUUCUUUCAGCAUGUUUGACGGGCGCCAAUGAUAUGGAUGCGCUGAUAGACGAAGGAAUUCAUCUGAUCAGUGCAUGUCAGCUUGCGGGAUUUCGUCAUGUUAUUGGGACGCUCUGGCAGGUGUCGGAUAAGACUUGCGUGGAAGUCGCAGAGAGAGUCUAUAAGGCUAUCGCAGCGGCAGACAGUAAUAAAGAUGAUGCUGUCUGCCUGGGGCUUCACGAGGCUGUUGUCAUUCUACGAGACACUUGGGCCAAACAACACUUCAUACAGAACGAGCACGCCGAUCAAGUGAUGGACGGACAGAUCGUCCAUACCCGGGACACCAAGCUGAAAUUAAAAAAGUCGCAACCAACAUCGCUUAUUGAAGCAAAUUGGAUACCUUAUGUAUGUUACAGUCCCUAGCGUGUCGACAGAAUGGACUCUGGUAGGGUGUAAUAGGCUACUUUAUUUUUAUUUUUCAAGUAGUCUUAUCCAAUGUGUACUUUCCUGGGGUGGGAAUUAAAUGAUUACAUGUAAAUGGAAAGAUCGCUGGCGGCGCAGUGAGGAGUUUCGUGGUUUGCUGUGCUCAUGACUUGAUCUAUCAUCUUUGAAAAAGUAUCGCGUGAUGAACUAGGUUAGAUACUACCUGCAUGUAUGGUAUAUUAGUCAAGCC